AUGGCCGCUAUCCAGCUCGCCAAAAAGGCUGUAAAUUUGCCCCCCACUUGUCGCACCCUCGCGUCUGGCGUGCCGGCCGCGUCCUACCUUAACCUCAAUGUCCGCGAGCCUGCCGGUCACGGACAUGCGCACGGGCACGGCGCUGCUGGCCCUCGCUCGGAUGUCCCUCCUAAGUGGGCGGGCGGUGUAUCCACUAGCUCGUCUGCCGGGUUGGUCUCGAAGAGCUUUGCGAACGUCCCCAGCACAGGUGCUUUCCAGAGGCGCCUGAUGCACUCGACCGUGCCCGCCAAGGUCGAGCCGCAGGUACCCGACUUCUCGCACUAUGAGGCGAAGUCGGACUCGACGAACCGCGGUGUCGCGUACAUGAUGAUCGGCGGCAUGGGCCUGCUCUCCGCGUCCGUCGCAAAGUCGACCGUGACGGAGUUCCUCGCGACGAUGGCCGCGUCCGCGGACGUCCUCGCGAUGGCGAAGGUCGAGAUUGAUCUGGCGACCAUCCCCGAGGGCAAGAACGUCAUCAUCAAGUGGCGCGGCAAGCCCGUCUUCAUCCGCCAUCGCACGUCGGACGAGGUCCAGGAGGCGCGCGCGACCGACUGGAAGUCGCUCCGUGACCCCCAGAGCGACGAGGCCAGGACGAAGAAGCCGGAGUGGCUGAUCAUGGUGGGUGUCUGCACGCACCUGGGUGUGUCCCCAUUGGCGAGGCUGGUGACUUCGGUGGAUGGUGCGUUCUGCCCGUGCCACGGUUCUCAUUACGACAUCUCUGGCCGUGUACGCAAGGGCCCUGCUCCCACCAACCUCGAGGUGCCCGUUUACGACUUCGACGAGACGAGCAACCUGCUUGUAGUUGGUUGAUAGAUGUUGCGGUCCGUAGAAUGCAGCCUAAAGC
Molecule: messenger RNA, 883 nt
Organism: Fomitopsis serialis
Lineage: Eukaryota; Fungi; Basidiomycota; Agaricomycetes; Polyporales; Fomitopsidaceae
Product: ubiquinol-cytochrome c reductase iron-sulfur subunit
Exons: 5
Coding region: 1-849 (282 amino acids)
Biological process (GO): mitochondrial electron transport, ubiquinol to cytochrome c
Cellular component (GO): membrane
Molecular function (GO): quinol-cytochrome-c reductase activity; 2 iron, 2 sulfur cluster binding
Source: RefSeq, a predicted model, not a curated record